Paramecium sonneborni is the source of this 1218-nucleotide messenger RNA. The record is from the annotation of a GenBank genome assembly. NCBI's taxonomy places the organism in Eukaryota, Ciliophora, Oligohymenophorea, Peniculida, Parameciidae.
AUGAGUGAUUCCGAUUCAGAUGAUUAUGAAGUAAAUAAUUUCAUAUAAUCAUUUAAUAAUAAAUAAAGAAAAGAAGGAUUUGAUCAUUUUAAUCCUUAUAAAUAAACUAGUUCUUUAAUGGAUGAUAAAUAUGGAAAAUAAUAUUUAAGUAUAUAAGAUAAACUUAAUCCUAAAUAUCCAUUAAUGAAUGGAAAAGAUUUUGACCAUAGAAUUGAGAAAAAAAAGAUAAAUUCUUAUUGGACAAUUGGUGAAGAUGUUCUUUUACUAUAAUUAGUUGAACGAUUUAAAACAGAAGAUUGGAAACUUAUAUCAGAUAAAAUAAAAACAAAGGAUCAUAUUGAAUGUUCAAGAAGGUAUACAAUGAUUAGAGAACCAGAUGAAUUUGAAGAUGAAGAAGAAGAAAUAGAUUUAACUUGGACACCUAAAGAAGAUUCUCUUUUAAUAUUCUCUUAUAGAAAACAUAAAGGAAAUUGGGUUAAAAUUUAAUAAAGAUUUCCUCAUAGAGAUAAACCUUCAUUAUUAAAAAGAUGGUCUGAAAUUGCUUAUAUCUAAUAAUAAACUCCUACUAUUUUCUGGGAUAUUGAAAGAGAUACAAGAAUUAUUUCUAAUUUUUUUAAUUCUCUCAAGUUUGCUGAUAUUGCUACUGAUCUAAGCAUUUAAGAAGAGUCUAUUGAAAAUAGAUUUCAUUUCAUUAUUGCCAAAUUAAGUGGUUAACUUGAAAAAAAAGGAGUUAAAGUAGAAUUACCAAAAAAGGUUUUAGAUUCUGUUUAACUCACUGAAGCCUAAGGAUUACUAGCUUUAUAAACUAAAUAAUAAACUUUUGAUAUUCCUGAUGAUUCACAUUAAUAAAAUGAUAAACAUAAUAUAGAUAAUGAUAAACAUAAUAUAGAUAAUAUUUUAAAUGAUCAAAAAUAAUUAGAUUCAAAUACUGCUAUUAAUAGUAAAAUAGAAAAUCAAACUAAAUUUGAAUUACCUAUUUAAUAAACAUAAAUUAUAAAUCAUUUUAAUGAUUAAAUUAAAUUGAAUGAUGAAUUAAUUACUUAAAAUAAUUAAUAAGACACUUAAUUAACACAAGAAGAAUAAAAAUUAGGAGAACUUAAAGAAAAAAAUUUAAUAAAUGAAACACUUCUUAUGAUAAAAAAAAGUUUAGAACAAUAAAAUUAACAUUUUGAUUCCUUGUUUGAUAUUAAAGAUCUAUUAUUGUAAAAUGUAAUAUGA